AUGGGAGAGCAGGCGCCUGAUGUUGGAGCCUCUGGCCCAAAGCCCAGCUUCAGCAGGCUGGGAGCACUGGCCGGCACCAUCUGCAGACGGACGUUUGAGAAGACAGCUGCACAACUCCAGCGCUCCAAACGUCAAGGUCAGGGACUGGUCACACAGAUCCCUGGCGUGAGUCCCCUGGUUGAAUAUACCAUGAGGACUGUGGAGACCAUAGGAAGUGUAAUACUGGGUCUGCCGAGCUCUUUGGCACUGUUUCUGAAAGAUGCGCAACAGCACAAUUCUCUGAAGGAGAUGACCAGUAAUGAGUUUGAGCAGCUAGAGAGUAAGGGGCUGCCGAGGCUGGUCAGUGGAUUAGGGCAGAAAUUAUUGAAGGUCUAUGGGUCUGUGGUGGCUUAUGUAAAGAAACCCCAUCAAACCAGCUUCAACCUGGCUAAGGAUGGAGUCAGCAUUGCCCUGCGGUCCUAUGGCACAGUCAGGGAGAGAGCACUGCACAACCUUUCUUAUUAUGGGCUGAUUCCUAGGCAAUCUUCCAAACCAGAAGGAGGAUCCCAAAUGGCGGAAAACGAUAGAUCAAAAGAAUGUGUGAGUUGCUCUCUGGUGCUGGAGACUAGUGUAGGAGACCACAUGCACAGUCCCAGUGGCAAUUCUCAAAAGCAGCCCCUUAAGGUUACGGAACUCAAGGAGAUAUCAGAGGAGACCCGUCAGCUGAAGAAGAAGGUCAUGAAACAGAUUCCUAUGCAGCAGAAAGUAGUUCUUGGUGGCAAUAACAAGAAAGUAUCCAACCACAGAUCCCAGAGGAAGAGUCUGAAAGAUUGCACCCAGAUCUCCUCCUCAUCGUCUUCUUACAUUCGUACAGUGCAAAACAGCAGAAAUGCCUCCCCUACUGCAGAAUGAGAAUGGAAGAAUAGUCAGAGUGGGAUGUGGGUUUCAUUAUUUAUCCUGUAGGUCUGUCAUGUUCAUUUAAAGCAUUAAGCAUAGCAGUCAUGGGUCAUGAUUUCUAAAGAGCUGGCAGAGGUGUACGUCAACACUACCA
Molecule: messenger RNA, 1030 nt
Organism: Sinocyclocheilus rhinocerous
Lineage: Eukaryota; Metazoa; Chordata; Actinopteri; Cypriniformes; Cyprinidae
Gene: plin1
Product: perilipin 1
Exons: 4
Coding region: 1-891 (296 amino acids)
Biological process (GO): lipid metabolic process
Cellular component (GO): lipid droplet
Source: RefSeq, a predicted model, not a curated record